AUGGGGGCGAAGCUUCAGGUCCAGCUGCUUCAGGCUCGAAACCUGGCAGCUAAGGACAGCAACGGUCUGAGCGAUCCGUACGUGCGUAUGCAGGUCGGGCGGAGCAAAGCGCGCAGCAGCACGGUGUAUAAGAACCUUAACCCGACGUGGAAUGAGGAGUUUCUAUUUAGAACGGAUAACCUUGAAACGGAUGUUCUUCUCGUGACUGUAUGGGACGAGGAUUACUUAGGAAAAGCGGAUUUUCUGGGUCAAAUGUCGGUGCCGGUAGCUGCGGUGGCGGCUGCGGAAGGGAAGAGCCUCCCGCCGACGUGGUAUCCGCUCAAGAAGAAGAGCGAGCGAUCUCGCUCCUUCGUCUCAGCAACCCUCACUGACCUUGCAUCACCCACUGACACAACAGUCGUACCUCAUUCUGUCGACUUGCACCCGAAAUCCGUUGCUGAAUCCCACGCCAUGCAACACUCCGCCUCCGCCCCUGCCCGCCCCUCCAAGCCCCACUUCUUCCACUCCUUCACCCUCUCAGGACCCUCCAAAUCCAAAUCCAAAUCCUCCAUGCGCGGCCACGUCAGCACCAUAUCCGAAUCUUCUGAUGAAUCCUCCUCUCCCUCAGCCCUCCUCCCUCACGCCGCCACCAUCAACACCCCCCUCCACACCACCACCCCUCCAAAGACCCAGCAAGCACCGAGGCAAACACCGAGAGCCUCAGAGCAGCAGCAGCAGCAGCAGGGUUUGCCGCACGCGCUGCCCAAGCAGCGCUCUGUGUCGUCCUUCCUGCCCCGCCGCCGCCCCUCCUCCACUGAAAGCGUCCCCGUGAGGGCCAGUAAGAGCACGGAGGGCGCUGCUGCAUCCCCCCUGCCGAAAUCCGGGAGUGUAACCGGGGGAGGGGCGGGCAGUGGGGGGUCGGGAGCGAGUUCAGGGGAUGAUGCAGGGGAAAAGGGGGACGGGGUGGGGGCGGUGGGGGGGUUAGGCGGAGGGGAGAGCCUAGUGCCGCUGUCAUGGUUUGAUGGGGAUGUUAAGGGGAUGGCUUCUAAGGGGGAUAUGCCCGCUGCGCUGGGGGGAGGAGUGGUGGUGGAGCAGUGGUAUGGCGUGCCGGCUCAUGAGCUGAAUGGGAUUCUCUUCAAGCCUGACUCUGAUUUCUAUGCUGAGUUCACUGCCGAGCGCAAGGUGUCUCAGCUCGAACCAGGGCCCUGGGUCGAAGGGGACGCUGCUGCAAUCCCCUCUCUAGCCGACUCCCUCCCGCCCACCAUCACAACCGCCAACGCGCCCGCCUCUCCUCCACUCAGCUCGCGGGUGGUCCGCUACAUGACGGCGCCCUCCUCCCUGGUCAAGUCUGUACUCGCUACAGAGCUGAUGCGCUACAGCAGGGCGGACGCGGGGGGGUACCUGGUGGAGGUGUAUGUGGCGACGCCUGACGUGCCGUAUGGCAACACGUUCCGCACUGAAAUGCAGUUCUGCAUCACACCGUCACCAGUUCUGCAUCACACCGGUGAGAUGGUUCCGAUGACACCUGCACCAGGUGAGAUGGUUAAAGUAGCAUCACGCCUGCUCCAGGCGCCACCUCUCUCUCGCCACACUCCCCUUGCCCUGUGGCAGCAGCUCCCAGUUGUGGUUAUCGUGCGAGCGAUGCAUGCUCUUUCUCAAAUCAUGCUCUCUCCCCACUCACCCCUUCCCCCUCUUUGUGUGCUCCCUCCCCGCUCCGCUUGUCCCCCCCUGCAUGGCAUGGCCGCAGACGGCAGCAGCUGCCAGCUGAGGGUGUCAUGGGCGCCGUGCUUCUUGCAGAGCACCAUGAUGAAGAGCAUGAUCGAGAACGGCAUGCGCUCAGGGCUCAAAGAUACCUACAUCGCUUACCAGGCGAUCCUGUCCAAAUACGCUGCACCUGCCACAACCCCUCUCGGCUCCUCCUCCUCCGCAUCUGCCCUCCUCCCCGAGCCUCCGCCGAAGCAACCCCUGAUGGCUCGGCUGUUCAACAUCCUGGGGCACUUCUCCAUGCUGCUCUUCUUCGUCUCCCUUAUAGUGCUCCCCACGCACUUCAUACAGCGCGCCAAGGGCCUGCCAGGCGUGCAGUUUUUGUUGCUGGACCUACCAGACGGGGUGAUGGAGCUGCUGUGCACGGCUGCCAUUGUGCUCAGUGCUGAACGCGCCCUGUUUCGGUUGAGGAAUAUCAUCACCUCACGACUUCUUAGAAACAGGGGUGCUGCUGUUUGCAAUAGUGACCCUCACCAUUCCUAUCCUAUCUCUCCUCCCCACCCACACCCGUCUUAUCUUCCAGGGGGCGACCAUGGGAAGAAGGCGGAGGGAGAGGGGUGGCUGCUGACAGUGACGCUGGUUCAAGGCGAGGGUGUGGGGGAGGCAGGGGGGCUGGGCGGCAAGAGUGACCCCUAUGUGGUGUUCACAUGCAAUGGCAAGACACGCACCAGCUCUGUGAAACUGCAGACCAACCGGCCGGUGUGGAAUGAGGUGCUGUCUUUCGACGCAUUCGAGGACCCACCCUCAACGCUAGACGUGGAGAUCUUUGACUACGAUGGGCCCUUCUCAGCGCCCACAGCCCUGGGGCAGGCAGAAGUGGACCUUGUCAGAUCCAGCGCCCAGGAGCUCGCAGACCUCUGGGUGCCGCUGCAGGGAGGGCCGCGAGCAGAUGCGCGCAGAGGGGGGAAGGCGCAGGGGCCGGGGCAGGGGCAGGGGGUGGAGGCGAGGCUGCAGCUGAGGGUGCUUCUAACGAGUACCAGUGAGGCGUCUCCCCCGAUGAUCCUCGAGCGCAUCAGCAAGCAAGUCGGCAAGGAGGGUCGCCUCUUCCUGUCACCCCGUUUACUGGCCUUCCAUGCAUCGCUGUUCCGAGUGCGCAUAAAGCUGGCAGUGCGAUGGGAGGACAUAGACGAGCUCAAGGAGAACGCGCCGUCCAUCCACUCCAUCAACCGCCUGCUCAACCCCUCCAUCACCAUCUACGUCAAGCCUGGCCGCGGGGGGCCCGACACGCGCAGCGCUGCAUAUGGGAUCGACCCCUCGGGCCGGCUCAAGAUUCGCUUCCAAUCCUUUGCUCGCCCCACCAUUGCCUUCCGGCUGAUAACAGCGCUGUGGCGCCACAGAGCGCUGCCCCCCGAGCAGCAGCUGGAGCGAGCCAAGGAGGCAGCCACCGCUGCCGCUGCUGCCGAGGCAAGCGGAGCAGACGCAGCAGCAGGGGCAGGGGCAGGGGCAGGGGCACCGGCAGGGACAGGGGCAGGCGCAGGGGGAGGCGAAGGGAUGGUGCGAAGCCCCUCCCAAGGCUUUGGGGUUGGGAUUGGAGGGGGUGGGGGUGUGGGCGGAGGAGCAGCAGGGGGGAAAGGAGGGGCAGCAGGAGCGGGUGGUGUUGCUGGCAGUGGUGGUGGGGCGGUGGGGAGUGACGUCGAGGGGGUGGAGGAGCAGGGGGGGGUGUGCACGGACGUGUAUGAGAUGAUCGACAGCAUCAGCACUGCCGUACCCAUGACGGUGGGUGGGAGAGUGUGUGUUUGGUAUGCAGACGGUGGGUGGGAGAGUGUAUGUGUGAGUAAGGUGGAUCAGUUCCUAGCAUUGACGGAGCAGCAGCAGCUGCAGCGCAAGGUGGCAGACGCCACGGGCCAGGCCCACCUGGAAGUCUCUGAUUGGGUGGCAGUGGACGGCGCGCCGCCCGGUGCCGCCCGGCGGCAGCGCAACAUCAAGUUCAAGUUCUCCCGCCAGAUGUCGCCGUUUGGGACCACCGUGUCAGGCGUGCAGCAGGCCACUAAGGAUGCGACACCUGGCAUGUGCACGUGGGCAACGCUAGAGGAGUCGAUCACUCUGCACCAAGUGCCUUUUGGAGAUUACUUCCAGGUGGAGACCAAGAGGGAGCUCAAGUCACAGCAACUCCUGAAUGAGAAGGAGGAUGUGAGUCCGGAGGAUAAGGCACAUAGACUUAACGAACAAGUGUCGGAGCUCAAGACAACGGUGGGCAUCACAUGGCAAAAGCAGGCAAAUGAGCGCACCCGUGUCAAGAUAAAGGCAAACGUUGGCCCGCGCCGUCCGCCGCAUUUGCCGGCGGGGAAGGCGGGAGGCGACUGGUUUGCGUCGCUCCGCGGUCGAACGCUCAUGUCCAUCGCUCUCGUCGCCGUCGUCGCCUCCACCAGGCGCACCUGGUUCCCGUCGGCGCAGCUGGCGGCGCUGCUGGUGGAGCGGGGCGGGUGCGAGUUCCCCAUCCAGCUGAACGCGCGAGGCGCGCUGGAAGGCCCGUGGGUGAACCACUCCUCGCACGACCCCCACGCUCUCCUCGACCUCGUCUCCCGCUCCUCCUCGUCCUCGUCCUCGUCCUCCUCGUGGGAUCGGCGGCACGCGUUUGCGUCGGACGCGGACGGGGGGGGACGGGGGGUGGGGGAGGCGGAGUUUUACUCGCCCGCGCGGUACCAGGCGAUGGGGAAGGUGGUGGCGGCGGAGGAGGGGGAGGACGACGGGAAGGCGCCGUGGGGGCACGUGGUGGAGGGGUUGUUAACAGCGGGCACGCUCAGCACGGGGAAUCGGCUGACUCUGGCGUUUGCAAGACUCGCUGAGAGGUUCCUGGCUUCGUGGGUGCGCAUCGAUGGCAUCAGCAAGGGGCUGGGAAAGGCGGGCAUGGUGAAGCAGAUCAUGUUCCCUGCCAUGGCCGUCAAUCCCAAGAUGCAGCCGUGUCUGGCACAUGUGCGCAUAGUGCUAGGUCGUGUGUACUUCCGUUACGGCUCCUUCCUGGAAGAUUCGCGCAAGCUCAAGCGCAUCAACCUGGCAGUCAAGAUGAUACUCCAUGCCAUCACUGCCUACGACCUCCGAUCACUGCGGGCGGAGCUAUUCAUAAACGCGUGUGACAAGCCUGUCAGUUUCGACAACUCGCUCUCCUCCGGCUGCUCAGGCUUCCCUGUCUUGAGCACGCAGUGGACCCCCGGCUCCACCGACAUCCUCUUCCCCGACCCUCUCGACCUCGACUACUCCCCUCCACGGCACACCGAGCACGUGCCCUGGGCCAAGAAGGAAGGCAAGGCGGUGUGGCGCGGCCGCGGGUUUGAGUUCCAGCUGAAGCCCUACAACUGGGCCUCCAGUUUCCGCCUGCGCCUGCACCGAACCUCCGACUCUCGCCCGGACCUGCUGGACGCGCGCAUCUCCAGCUUCGGCCCGAUAGACCUGGCCGAUCCUAAAGAGUUGCUCAAGAAGAAAGGCUUUGUGUUGGCAGAGGAGAUGGAGGAGGGGGUGAAGGAGAGCGCGUUCAAGUACGUGGUCGUGGUGGAUGAGAUGGUGGGCUCUCGUGACACGUGUCGCGCUCUGAGUGGCCAGCAGGCAAUCAUUCGGCACCAAUCAGGCUUCAUGCAGUACUUUGAGCCGCUCAUGCUGCCUGGAGUACACUACAUCCCCGUUACACACAGCUUCACGGACCUGGUGGCAGCAGUCGAGUGGAUGAGGCAGCAUGAUGAUGCCGUGCACACCAUGCUGCUCAACGCCAAUGAGCUCGCCUCCCACGUGUGCACAUGGCAAAGCCGCGUGCAUUACUGGGCCGUGCUCCUCGCCAAGUACGCCGCUAGAGCCAUGGAAACCCCGCAAGCCGUUGUCGCGCCUUCGGUUUGCCAGGGCGGCAAGGCUGUUCUUUCCGUGGAAUGGGCGGGUGGGAAUGUGACGAAGCCGAGUUGUAAGAUCGAAGGGGGAGCCAUGUCGGGGGGAUUCUUCCGAGGGACCAGCGCGGAUCAGGACAGCAGAUUUUCCAACAAGAACGCGAAGCUUCUUAAAACGCAGAAGUUCGCACCGGAGCUUGACGAACCGGUGGAUAUGAGCAAGGUGAAGAAGGAGGUGAUGCAGCCGUGGAUAGCCAAGAGGGUGACAGAGCUUCUGGGUGUGGAGGAUGAAGUGUUGAUCAAUUUCAUCUACAGUCUGCUAGAGGGCAAAAAGGUGGACGGCAAGCAGGUCCAGAUUCAGUUAACCGGAUUCAUGGAGCGCCACACGGCGCGCUUCAUGCGCGAGCUCUGGUGCCUGCUGCUCAGCGCGCAGGCCAACGUCAGCGGCAUCCCGCAGAAGUUUCUCGACGAAAAGGCGGAGGAGACAAGGAAGAAAAAGGAGGCGGAGCAGCGGAUUUUGUCUGAGAUCGGGCGCAAAAAGGGGAUGCAGCAGGGCUCGUUGCUGGGCCCUGGCUCUGCUGCUGCUUCCAUCCCGGAGGAGUCGUUUACGCGGUACCCUCCGCCUCCUGGCCGAUCGAUGCGGGGGCGAGAGGAAGGCGGACUGGGCAGAGGACGCGGCGAGAGAGGGCGGGAGGUGAGAGAUUGGGAGGAUAGGGGGAGGGACGCUAGAGGGCGGGAGGAGAGGAUACGGGGUGAGCGACGGGUGGAUGAACGAGGGAGCGGGAAAGACAGGGGCACGUCGUUCAAACGGGGGGUUCCCGGUAGGGAUAGGGGCGGCAGGGAGGAGUAUGGUGAUGAGUAUGGUGACGAGGAGGAGGAGGAACAGGAGGAGGAAUAUGAGGAAAAUGUACGGGGUGGCGUGCGCAAGGAUUCUACGAGAGGAGGGGUAGGACGACGAAAUGUGGAGGAGGAGGCGGAGUAUGAGGAAAAUGUACGGGGUGGCGUGCGCAAGGAUACUGGGAGAGGAGCGGCGGGACUGCGAGAUGAGGAGGAAGAGGAAGACGAUGAGGAGGAGGACGGGGGAUGGGAGGGAGGCAGGAAGGGUAAAACGGGUCGAUUGGUGGAUGAUCUCGGGAGAGAUGAAGGAGUGAUUGUGAGAGGGAGGUGCCACGGUGACGUGGGGCGAAGUGCCAAGCGUGGUGCAGGCAUGGGCUCUUUCGCAGGUCACAUAAUCCCCGGGACGCUUUUCCUGUUAGUGGGGCUGUGGCACCUGCGAUGCAGCAUCAGGAACUACCUCGCGGCGCCGCGAGCCUUCGUGUCGCGACUAUGGCAUCCCGCGCCGCUACCCGGCCACUGGGCGCGGCUCGAGCUGUACAUUAUAGUAGUGGGGUCGUUUCUAGAUAUGGCUUUAGUGGAGCUAGGAGUCGGGACCGGGUUCCAUCCGAUCGAGAAUGGCGGAGUCGCGCCCGGCCACCUUAAUAACUUCGAGCACGCAGCGAUGCUGCUAAUGUUCUUCCUGCUCGGCUGCGCCCUUCUCAUCAGCGAAACCACCAGCCUGCUCCCCCUCCCUCUGGGCGCGUUGCACAUCCUAGCAGCGCUCGCAUUCUUCUGCGAGGGCAUGCUCUUUACUCUCCAUUCCACGGCCCACCAUGGUCUCGAGCCGCGCUACCACAUGCUGCUCGCCAUCGCCAUCGCCGCCUGCGUCGUGUGUGCGCUGUUGGCAGCUGCGUGGCCGCACUCCUUCCUGCUCGACGCCGUUGGCAGCGGCGCGAUCGUCUUGCAGGGGCUCUUUUUCUGGCAGACCGCCAUGUCGCUGUAUGGCCCCAUGGUCCCAGCGGGCUGCUACUUAGGCCCUGACACCGUGCACUGUGACUCCGAUGCAAAUGAGCAUCGAGCCAUGGCCCUCGCCGUGCUGCAGUUCAUCGCUCUCCUCGCCUGCACCCUCGUGCUCUCGCUCAUGUAUUACGGCGCAGUUGCAAGCGCUGCUCCGCAGUCGUCUCUUGAUUUUAUCCAUGCAACGCAUGCUGUGGAGUGUGAGGAAGGGGAGAGGAAAGAUGGUGGUGGGAGGGGGAAUGGUGGCAAGGGAGAGGUUGUGUUGGGGAUGCUUAAUGCACAUGAGAAUGGAACGGUCGCGCUGAUUUUCGCUUCAUGGAACCUUUUCUGCGCCAUUCGCGCUUACCUUGCCGCGCCGCACGCGUACGUGGCGCGUGCGUGGCAUCCAGUACCGAUUCGCGGGCACUGGGUGCGGCUCGUGGUGUACGUACUUAUCUGUGGGGCGUUCGCGCAGCUCAUGGAAGGGCUCUCGCUGGGACUGCUGUCUGCGUUUCAGCAUAGAUUUGAAAUCGUUCAAUUCGAGCACGCCUUGCUCUUUGCUGUCUUCGUUACAAUAGGGCUCAUCUUCUAUGUACAUGACACAACCAGUCUCCUGCCUCUCCCACCAGGCUCCCUGCACAUCCUCUACGCCAUCGGCUUUUUCAGCGAGGCCAUUCUCACCACCUUCCACUCCAUCUCCCACCAGGGCCUCGAGCCCCGCUUCCACCUUUUCCAAGCACUCGCUGGCGUCAUCUGCUUCCUGCUCGCGCUCCUCGUCGCCGCCUUCCCCUCCUGCUUUCUCCUGGACGCAAUGUUCCUCUCGGGGUUCCUUUUCCAAGGCCUCUGGCUCUGGACCAUGUCUCUGUUCCUCUAUGGAGUGCUCCACUUACCGGGUUGUCACAAUGUGGAUUAUAAGAUGGUUAAGUGUGGCACGGAAGCGGAGGAGCAUGUGGGUGUUGCGCUCGCAGGUAUUCUGUUUAUUGCCGUGCUCGUCUUUACAAUGCUCCUCGCCCUUGCUCUCUAUGCCAGGGCUGCUCGGAACGCUCCCCGUUCAUCCAUAGACUACAUUCUUGCAUUAUCACCUGACCUCAAGGCGUCUCAUAAGGUAGCUGCUUCCGAUAACAUUGAGGUCGGGAUUGAUGUAAAUGGGGGAAAAGAUCUGCAGGGUGAAGGAGCAGCAGUAGCAGCAACAGUGGUUCCUAAGGCGCCCCUCACUCAUGCUGUUGUGAACGUGGAGAGUGAAAGUGCAGCAUUGCUAGGUGGCAAAGCUGAGAUGUGA
This is a messenger RNA of Closterium sp. Yama58-4, 8643 nucleotides long. The record is from the annotation of a GenBank genome assembly. Lineage: Eukaryota; Viridiplantae; Streptophyta; Zygnematophyceae; Desmidiales; Closteriaceae.